GCCGCAACGCUACUUUCACGGUUCGGUGUACCGAUAACGUUUUACACUGAUUCCAAACACAGCAUUUAACCAAAUACCACCACUACCUUUCUCCCCUUUUCCGGUUAACUCGUUUUCUCUGUUACUUCUCUUCUUCUGAAAUGGCGCAGCUUAUCUAUCUGCAACUCCUAUUCCUUUUUCUGUUCUUCCCAUCAACAUCCACCGUCGAUUUGGUCUUCAACGGCUUUGCUUCCUCCGAUCUCUUGUCCUACGGCAACGCGUCGCUCGAGUCUCGUAUUCUCAUCCUUACAAACAACUCUGCUUUCUCCAUUGGCCGCGCCCUUUACCCCACAAAGAUACCAACCAGACCUCCCAACUCGUUCACGUUCCUUCCAUUCUACACCUCCUUCAUCUUCUCCAUCGCUCCCAAUGAGGGCCAACUCUCCGGCCACGGCCUUGUCUUCAUCUUUGCUCCCACCACCGGAAUCAAUGGCACCAGCUCUUCUCAAAAUCUAGGCCUCUUUAACCGCACCAACAGCGGCAGCCCCACCAACCACGUACUGGGUAUCGAAUUUGAUGUUUUCCAGAAUCAAGAAUUCAAUGAUAUCAACGACAACCAUGUCGGCAUCGAUGUUAACUCUCUCACGUCAUUAACUGUCCAACCGGCCGGUUAUUGGGGUGAGAAGAAAAAUGAUCAAAAUGGGACUUUUCAUGAUUUGAAGCUCAACAAUGGCGCCAACUAUCAAGUAUGGAUCGACUACUCGAAUUCUCAGCUUAAUGUCACCAUGGUCCGAGCUGGAUUGAAAAGGCCCCAGCUGCCUUUGAUCAGUACUCCCAUCAAUCUGUCAGACGUUCUUCUAGACGAAAUGUAUGUCGGCUUCACAGCAGCAACAGGACAGUUAGUUGAAUAUCAUAGGAUUCUUGCUUGGUGUUUCAGUAAUUCAAAUGUCUCGAUUGGAGAUUCCUUAUUAACUUCGAAUUUGCCGUCGUUUGUUCCUCCUAAGAGUUCUGUUCUUCGAUCAAAAGGAGUAAUUGCGGGGAUCACGGUGGCGGUUGUCGUUGUUCUCGUCUGUGCUGCCCUGAUAUCUCUGCUUUUAGUUAAGAAGAGGAGGAGAAUGAGGGAAAGAGAGGAGAUGGAAGAAUGGGAGUUGGAGUACUGGCCCCAUCGGGUCACUUACAAGGAGGUUCACGCGGCAACCAAGGGGUUCUCGGAAGAAAAUGUAAUUGGAGUUGGAGGGAACGGGAAGGUCUAUAAAGGGGUUUUGUCAGGAGGACCAGAGGUUGCUGUGAAGCGCAUUUCGCUCGAGACUGAUGAAGGAAUGAAAGAAUUCUUGGCUGAGGUAUCGAGCCUUGGCCGAUUGAAGCACAGAAACUUAGUUGGGUUAAGAGGCUGGUGCAAGAGAGAGAAGGGGAGCUUGAUUUUGCUGUAUGAUCAUAUGGAGAAUGGGAGCUUGGACAAGAGAAUCUUUGAAUGUGAGCAGAGUAUGAUGUUGGGUUGGGAAGACAGGGUGAGAGUGAUGAAGGAUGUGGCUGCUGCGAUCUUGUACUUGCACGAGGGCUGGGAAGCUAGAGUCUUGCACAGAGACAUAAAAUCCAGUAAUGUGUUGCUUGACAGAGAUAUGAGUGGCAGGUUAGGAGAUUUCGGGUUGGCUCAAAUUCAUGUUCAAGGCCAGCCGACGAACACAACGCGCGUGGUUGGAACUGUGGGAUACAUGGCUCCCGAAGUGUUGCGGAGCGGGCGGGCGUCGACACAGACCGACGUGUUUGGUUUUGGGAUCUUGAUUCUUGAAGUUGUUUGCGGGCGGAGACCCAUAGAGGAUGGGAAGCCAGCUUUGGUUGAUUGGGUGCGGGGACUAGCAGAGUGUGGGGAGUUGCUGUCUGCGCUGGACGAGCGGCUGAUGGCGAAAGGGGGGUGCGACGCUGAGGAGGUAGAGAAGUUUCUUCGUCUUGGCUUGUUGUGUGCAUGUCCUGACCCUCGUGAUCGGCCAACGAUGAGACAAGUUGUGAAGGUGUUGGGGGAGUCAGGGGAGGCGGAGUCAUCUAAAUGGUUAAAUUUGGAGGAGCUUCAGUCUGCAAUUUGGGAACUCAAUUUCCAAGGGAACUUCGACAGUUCUGCCUUACUGUCGGCCUACUCUCUAUCCCUAACCAAUGACUCCUAUCCAAGUGACCUCUGAUGAUUGAAAGGAAUCUAUGUUCAUUUGAUGAUCCAUCCAUUCAUGAGGCUUUUAUCUCGAUUAGCCAAUAGUUUCAGAAAGAAAAACCUUCACCGAGUUCAAGUGGAGUGUCAACUACUUGUGGAGUUAAGAUAUUCAUUCCACACUUGAUUGGGAAGAAAGGCAGGGAAAGAAGACAAAAAUGUGUUCGUGACUUCAGAAGAUGCUCAGUGUUUGAGUUUGCAGUAGACCUUCCAAAGAAUUGUGGCAUCUUAAGCAUGGUAAGAUGUUCCUUCUUAACCUGAGUAUAAUCUUAUCUACUCCAAAUGUGCAAGGAAAACAUGUCCACCUUCAGUAAUUCUUGUAUACUGCAGACAAUAAGCUAUUGGAAUCAAUUUACAAACACCACCCCCAGAAACAACAGAGCAAUUUGUAGUCUACAUGUAGAAUGGAACUAACAGCAUAUUGUCCUCCUGUUUCCAUUAAAGUUUUGCUCACCAUUAAUAACAAAAAUUUGUCAA
This is a messenger RNA of Nelumbo nucifera (sacred lotus), 2653 nucleotides long. The record is from RefSeq and is a predicted model, not a curated record. NCBI's taxonomy places the organism in Eukaryota, Viridiplantae, Streptophyta, Magnoliopsida, Proteales, Nelumbonaceae.